This is a messenger RNA of Rubroshorea leprosula, 1216 nucleotides long. Lineage: Eukaryota; Viridiplantae; Streptophyta; Magnoliopsida; Malvales; Dipterocarpaceae. The record is from the annotation of a GenBank genome assembly.
AUUUUUCUUUAAUUUGGAAAUCUUAAAUGAUCGUCAACAGAUGUUAGGUAAUCUUUUAAAACAAAGAGGUUUUAUGAGAAGCCCGCGUGUUCUACUCAUUCUUCUUCUCCCCUGCACCGAACAAGAGCCCCAGCCAUCGACACAGCACCCACCCUCAAGAAACGAGAAAUUCAGGAUCUGCUCUGCUCUGUUACUUCUAUUUCUAUCCACUGCUCUUCAUUGUGUGGGUGUGAAUUCUUCAAAUUUUUGGAUUCCCCUAAAUUUCCCAGCACUUCCCGCCGGCUCUCCCCCAAACCUGCCAGCUCCGGCCUUACUUGCUGAACUUUUGAAUUCCCUUGAAUUGGCUGCUAUGAUGCUAUUUAUGAAGAUCCCGUGUCUUAGCCUCUGUUUUUGCAAAAGACAAAUGAUUUACAUACAAGCCAUGUUUUCCCAUUUUGUGUCUGUGGGAUUGGGAAACCAAAUUGGUGAAAUUUGGCUCUAAAACCUCUUGUUUAAGAGAUUUUUGGAUAUUAUGAUUUUAUUUAAAAAUAUUUGGACCUUGGGUAGAUAUACGGUUUUGAAUAAAAGUGAGUUAUAUUAUGGCUGAAUUUCGUGUGAAGCUCAUUGGUUAGUAAAUGUGUGAGGUUGUGCUAAUAAUUCUAGUAAGGUCUGAAUGUAUUUAUUUGGAAUAUUAGGUGCUGUUAUGGCUUAGAGCACUUGGAUUGAGUCCUUGGUUUUAUGCGAUUUGAGGAAAUGAAGUUAAGGACAGGGAAAAAUGAGGGGAGUGACGAGUUAGAAGGCUAGCCAUCUUGUAAAUUGAACAUAGAUUUUAGAUAUAAAUCAUGAUCUUGUAAGCUAGACUUUAUUUGGAGAUUUUAUGAUAUUGGAGCAAAUUUUAUAAUUUUAUCUUCAGAUUUUGUGGUAUCAGAGUGUGUUAUGUGAUGGGAAUCAAGACGACAGCAUAUUUACCACGUCAUGUGAUCCAUUACACACCCAAGGAGGUCCAGUCACGUGAGUUAGAACUAAGAAGAUGCGUGAAGCUUUAAAUGGCCUUAUUGAGCAGAUCUGGGUUGAAAACAACAUACAACAAGCAAAUCAAAGCUUGGAUGAUUAUCAAGCCAUGAUAAACAUCAUUCAGGUUUAAGAGAAGCUUAAUUGAGGUCAUUUAUGCUAAAUUACACAGUUUGCGUCAAUCUCGCAAUUCUGUCGCAAUUUGUAACAAACUGAUAUUUCAUGU